AUGAAGCGUGGCCGGAGCUCCACAUUGCGGAGAGGCUGCGACAUGCUCAAUCGAACUCAUUCAAGCACCAUCCGACGACAUCAACAUCGCGACUUUGUUUCUGCCAACAUGUCGCCCGUCAUGGCUGAGCCUGUGGUGCAGACCAUCUAUAGGGAUCCUGCCCUAUUCUACUGGAUCCUGCUGCCCAUCACCGUCAUCCUCACUGGUAUCUUGCGACACUACCUUUCGACUCUUCUACAGUCCGCCCCUAAGCAGCAAGCCAUCAAUCAAGUGCGCCAACAGCGUUCGCUCAUGCGCGGUGUCAACCUUCGCAACAACUACCAGCAGCUCUCUCCCUCCUCGUUCGCUGCUCGCAAGGCAUACAUGAUCCAAGCCUACAAAGACGGAACUUUCCUCGCCGAGCCUGACAUGCGUGGUCAGCCCAAGGGCAANCCCCAUGGCCGACCCUGCUGCUAUGGAGGGCAUGAUGGGAAUGAUGAAGGGNNCCAGGUCGCCAUGAUGGUCCCUCAGAGUCUGAUCAUGGGCUGGAUCAAUGCCUUCUUCUCUGGAUAUGUCAUCAUGAAGCUUCCCUUCCCUCUGACUCCUCAGUUCAAGUCUAUGUUGCAGUCCGGUGUUGGUACCAGAGACCUCGACGUCCGAUGGGUUUCGAGUUUGUCUUGGUACUUCUUGACCCUCUUUGGUCUGCAGCCCGUCUACAACUUCAUCCUUGGCAGUAACAACGGUACGUCUCCUCGCUGUGCUCUUGUCCUAUUAGUAACUGACGAGAUAUACNNAGCGGCCAGUCAGGUCACGCAGCAGAUGGCUCAGGCUCAGAUGGGAGCCAACCCUAUGGGUGGUCAAGAUCCCGACAAAGAUUUCCUGAACGAAGCAGAAAACCUCGAGGUGCUCGAGCAUCACUGCCUUCUCGAUGGCGUCGAGGACAGAUUGCUGUCCAGUGUAGCAUAG
This is a messenger RNA of Aureobasidium musti, 945 nucleotides long. The record is from the annotation of a GenBank genome assembly. NCBI's taxonomy places the organism in Eukaryota, Fungi, Ascomycota, Dothideomycetes, Dothideales, Saccotheciaceae.